Penicillium waksmanii is the source of this 237-nucleotide messenger RNA. RefSeq lists its product as uncharacterized. The transcript has a single exon. The record is from RefSeq and is a predicted model, not a curated record. Lineage: Eukaryota; Fungi; Ascomycota; Eurotiomycetes; Eurotiales; Aspergillaceae. Bases 1 to 237 code for a protein of 78 amino acids.
AUGCCGAACCUGUUUAAGGAAACCAACCUAUUCGAGCCCGUCGAUGGGUCCAAUUCAAUCUACGGUCGGAUUCUGCAGAAUAAAUUUCCCACGGGGACGAAUCCCGAUCCUUAUGAGGUGGACCCUCUUCCGGUGGCCGAGUUGGAAAUGGAGGAUCCCUUGAGCGCGGAGUAUCGGUACCACGAUGAACCGCUUGGUAUGUGUGGAGCUGGGGGCUUUUAUUCGGAGAGUCUUUGA